Molecule: messenger RNA, 450 nt
Organism: Peronospora belbahrii
Lineage: Eukaryota; Oomycota; Peronosporomycetes; Peronosporales; Peronosporaceae
Source: the annotation of a GenBank genome assembly
AUGCCGGCUGGCGACGUGACCAAGCUGCAAAAGUUGCUGGAUAGUGGCGUCAAUGUGGACGUAAAGGACGAAGAUGGUCUUACUUCACUGCAUUGGGCCAGUUCCACUGGAUGUUUUGAUGUAGUGGAGCUACUACUGGAGCAUGCACAAGUCUUUGUCAACGUACAAGACGAUGCUGGAUGGACGCCACUGAUGAGUGCUGGCUCUGCAGGACAUUGUGAAAUUGUUGGAGUACUACUGAGAAAAGGUGCCGAUGCAAACCUCGCCAAUGAAAACGGACAAAUCCCGUUGCACUACCAUAGAGGACGCCAAGAAAUUGCGGAGCUACUGUUGGACUAUACUCGGGAUGUUAACCAUGCGCAGAGCUUAAGUUCAUCACCUUCUGGAGAAUGUCUUCAACAGCGACAAGAGGGAGUUUAUGCUGCUGCUGAUGUACACGAUCAUACUUAA